GUUUUUUUGUCAACAGUUUUUCUUGUAUUCUCGCUUCAAUAAAUGCGAUGCAAAUUAGUUUGAAAUGACAGUUUCACUGAAGACGUGGAAAAUGAAAUUCAUUCUUUUAAUAUUGUCCCUCGCUGCUUUAAGCCAGGUUUCGCUUGCCGGAGUCCUGGGAAGAUUUAAACGUGGAAAUACUGCAGAAGGUUUUGAAUUCACAGUUAAUUUUUUGAAAAACUUGGCUGAAGCCACUGGUCCACUUGUGAAGUCGGUGGUAGAGCAGAUACCAAAAACUGAAGCCUACUCAACAUACAAAGCGGAAUUAGACGAAUACAUGACCUCGUACGAAGAAUACAAAACUAAAAAGGGGAUGUGCUUCCAAAAAUCGAUGACUUUGUUGGAGAAAUUCAUUACUCUUACGGACAAAUAUGAAAAGGAGGAUGCUCCCGCCGAGGCCAAGAAGGUAGAUGAGCUUUUCAAUAGCUACGACAAUCAGAAAUUGGAGAAAGAAAUUGAACGAUUUGUUGAAAAGAUGGAAUCUAUGGAAAAAGACUCAUCAGAGGAAGACGAAAUGGAUGGAGUUCGUAUCGUCAGUAAAAUGUUAGAGAUCUGUUAAUAUGUUGACUAAAUAAAAAAGUGUGUGUAAACUAAUUCUCUUAGAAAA
This is a messenger RNA of Musca domestica (house fly), 646 nucleotides long. RefSeq lists its product as uncharacterized. The transcript is spliced from 2 exons. The record is from RefSeq and is a predicted model, not a curated record. The coding region runs from base 65 to 598 and encodes 177 amino acids. NCBI's taxonomy places the organism in Eukaryota, Metazoa, Arthropoda, Insecta, Diptera, Muscidae.